AUGAUGUACCAUAGAAACCUUGAUGCUGAAGAUUGUGUCUACAUCCAUUACCGACAUGAUGAUAGCCUGUUCAAUCCGAGCGUUUUCUUUGUUUCUUUUUCCUAUUUUACUCCUUUUUUUCAUAUCCACCUUUUACUCUUCUUCCUUUUAAUUUUUCUUCAUUCUUUUCCUUUUCUUCUUUUAAUUUUUCUUCCCUCUUUUCCGUUUCUUCCUUUUAAAUUUUCUUCAUUCUUUUCCUUUUCUUUCUUUUUUCUUUUUCUCCCUUCCUUCUUUUUUCUUGCUUCUUUUUUCCAUUUCCUUCCAUUUUUGUUUUUCCUUCAUUUUUAUUUUCCUACCUUUCUUUAUUCCUUUAUAUCGUUUUCCUUUCUUUCCGCCUUUAUUUUUCUUCUUCUUCUUCCCAUUGUUGCAUUUUUUUAUCUUUGUCGUCUUUCCCCCUUUUUUCUUUUUAAUUCUUAUUUUUUGUUUUUACCUUUCACUUUUAUUUUUCUACAUCUUGCUUCUUUCUUUUUCUUUUCUCAUACGUUUUUCUUUUCUUCUUUUUUUAUUUUUCUUAUCUUUGUUUCUUUCUUUUUUUUCUGCAUUUCUUUUUCUUUUCGUUCCUUCUUUUCUUACAUUUUGUCUUUGUUUCCUUCCUUUUCCAUGCUUACGUUCCCAUUAUUUACAUUUACCAUUUUUAUUUAUUUUCAUUCUUUCUACUUUUCCUGCUUUCCUCCAUUUUUUUUUUACCCUGUUUUUGAUGCUUUCCAUUUUUAUUUUUCUUCCGUCUUUCAUUCAAUUUUGCAUUCGUUCUGUUUUUUCGUCUCUGGUGCUUUUUGUCUUUUAUUUCUUAUUCUCUCCUUUUUUCUUUUUUACCAUACUUUUCUUUUUCUCAUUCUUGCUCUCUUUUUCUCUAUUCCUUCCUUCCUUCCUUCCUUCCUUCCUUUUUCUAACUUCCUUCUUUCUUUAUCUUUUUCUUUUUCCUUCUUUCUUUUUCAUUUUAUAUUUCUCCUCUUUCUUAUUCAUGUAUCUUUCCUUUCAUCCAUUCCUUCUUUAUAUAUUUUCCUUCCUUUUCUCUUAUUUUUCUUACCUUUUUUCCUUCCUUCUUUUCUUUUUCUUUCCCAUUCUUUUCUUUUCAGAAAUCUUCAUUCUCUUUCUUUCUUUCUUUCUUUCUUUCUUUCUUUCAUUCUUUCUUUCUUUCUUUCUUUCUUUCUUUCUUUCAUUCUUUCUUUCUUUCUUGCUUUCAUUCUUUCUUUCACUCGUUCUUUCUUUCUUUCUUUCUUUCAUUCAUUCAUUCAUUCAUUCUUUCUUUCUUUCUUUCAUUCUUUCUUUCACUUUCUUUCUUUCAUUCAUUCUUGCUUUCUUUCAUUCUUUCUUUCUUUCAUUCUUUCUUUCUUUCAUUCUUUCUUUCACUCUUUCUUUCUUUUUCUUUUUUUUCCUUUUUCUUUCUUUCUUUCUUUUUUCAUUUUUCUUUCUUUCAUUCAUUUUCUUUCUUUUCAUUCUUUUUCUUUCUUCUUUCUUUCUUUCUUUUCAUUCAUUUUCUUUCUUUCUUUCUUUCUAUCAGAAUUCCUGUUUCUAUAA
Messenger RNA from Acanthosepion pharaonis, 1557 nucleotides. Lineage: Eukaryota; Metazoa; Mollusca; Cephalopoda; Sepiida; Sepiidae. The record is from the annotation of a GenBank genome assembly.